AUUUGUUAGCAAGAGGUGGAUUACAUUCCUUUGCAAGACCUUGUUAACACGAAUUAUUUUACUGAGUUUUUCAGUAUUGAAAGAUUGAAAAUGUCUGAGGGGGAGGUUAAGAAGAUCUCACGCCAAGAUAUACAACUGGUGCAAAAUCUGAUAGAAAGAUGUCUACAGCUUUACAUGAACCAGGAGGAAGUUGUCAGAACCCUCUUAGAUCAAGCAAAAAUUGAGCCUGGUUUCACUGAACUUGUGUGGCAGAAGCUUGAAGAAGAAAACCACGAGUUUUUCAGGGCAUAUCAUUUAAGGUUGAUGCUGAAGAAUCAAAUAGAGAGAUUCAAUGAUUUGCUUGAGAGACAGGUUGAGAGAAUGCAGAUGUUUCCAACUGGAUCAAUCCCCAUGUCUAAUGGAUCUCAGAUACGGCAAAUCCCACCAAACUCAACAUGUCAAGCAAGAGAUCAUGCUGGACCUAAUGUGAAGCCUGAGAAUGUGCACCAGACUGUUAAUGCCAAUUUAUCUCACGUAUACACUAAUGGUGCGUCCUCGCUCCAACCAUGUAUGCAAACUGCUAUUGAUGUCUCUGCUCAUGCAAGAAGAAAUGAUGCAUCCUCGAACAUGCUAUUGGCUCAGAGCUCAAAUAUGGGAAUGCAGCAAGGUGUGAGAGGGGGGAUGAUCAAGUCAGAAUCUGGUUAUUCAGGCAAUUUACCCUUCCUGUAUGGUACUGAGACAAAUAUCCUCGAAGCUCAUCCUGGAAUUACAGAUCCAUCUGUAUCAUCUUUCAGCAGUGUAGAAUCAGAUUCACAACCAGUAAAUGAGACUGUAUUGGAUGCUGAUACAUCUUCAUUUGGUUUCUUGGGGCAGAUUCCUCGAAACUUUAGUUUGUCAGACUUAACAGCGGACUUUUCUAACGGUUCUGAUAUUUUGGAUAGCUAUUCUGGAUCAGCCUUCCUGGCAACAGAUGUUAACAAUUUCUUGGAUCCACAAGGUAGGAGAGAACAUCAAGACACUAAAAGGUUGGAUGCUAUAUCUGAAGGCUUGAGCUUUGAAGAUUUUGCCAGUGAUUGAGUGAACAAUCAGAUGGUCUAAUGGCCCCUGGACUAAGAAGGUUUUGUAAAUAGGAUUGCGAAAGGAAGUGCUUUGACCCCCUUUUGAACGGCAUUAGUUGGACACUUUCAAGCUAAUCAUUAUGGCUGACAUGUCUCUGGUUCUGGGAUAAACAUGAAAUAAUAUAAACAAAAGCUCUUGGAAAUUGGUUCUUCUGCUUUAUCCUAGAAAUAAAGCAUUAUUUUGUUGUGAGUUCUGUUAACAGGAUUGUGAUGAACAAGAUCUGAUGUUUGUAUUUUAUUUUAUUUUUGGUUUUUGAAAGGUCUGUGUAAUAUUUUUCUUAAAAUGACCUGAAGUUGUGUUUCUUUUUCCCUUAAAAACUGAGGGAAAAGAUGGGAUGCUUCGCGACUUGCAUCAAUUGUAAAUUAUUUAUACAUAAAUUUACUGGUCAUUUGUGAUAUCUUUA
Molecule: messenger RNA, 1501 nt
Organism: Lycium ferocissimum
Lineage: Eukaryota; Viridiplantae; Streptophyta; Magnoliopsida; Solanales; Solanaceae
Exons: 7
Coding region: 91-1056 (321 amino acids)
Source: RefSeq, a predicted model, not a curated record